Molecule: messenger RNA, 1328 nt
Organism: Aspergillus homomorphus CBS 101889
Lineage: Eukaryota; Fungi; Ascomycota; Eurotiomycetes; Eurotiales; Aspergillaceae
Product: glycoside hydrolase family 28 protein
Exons: 3
Coding region: 73-1164 (363 amino acids)
Biological process (GO): pectin catabolic process
Cellular component (GO): extracellular region
Molecular function (GO): polygalacturonase activity
Source: RefSeq, a predicted model, not a curated record
CUUUCCUUCCUCAUCCAGUCUCUCUUUAAUCCUUGUCUCCUGUUGAUCCAGGUUUCCGUUCAUUCCAACAAAAUGCAUUUCAUCAAAACCUCUCUCUUGGCUGCCACCAUGGGCGCUGCGCUGGCCGCGGCUGCUCCCACCGACAUUGAGAAGCGCGCCAGCUGUACCUUCACCGACGCUGCUAAGGUUAAGUCUGGCAAGACCUCUUGCUCGACCAUCUACCUCAACAACAUCGCGGUCCCCGCCGGUGAAACUCUCGAUCUGACCGGCCUCAAGACGGGCACCACUGUCAUCUUCGAGGGUACCACCACUUUCGGCUACAAGGAAUGGAAGGGUCCCUUGAUCUCCAUGUCCGGUACCGACAUCACCGUCAAGCAGGCCUCCGGCGCCAAGAUCAACUGCGACGGUGCCCGCUGGUGGGACGGUAAGGGCGGCAACGGCGGCAAGACCAAGCCCAAGUUCUUCUACGCCCACAAGCUGGACCAGUCCAGCAUCACCGGACUUCAGGUCUACAACACCCCCGUGCAGGCCUUCAGCAUUCAGGCUAAUCACCUGACUAUCACUGAUGUGACCCUCGACAACUCCUCCGGUGCCUCCAGGGGCCACAACACCGAUGCCUUCGACAUUGGUUCCAGUACCUACGUCACCAUUGACGGUGCCAAGGUUUACAACCAGGACGACUGCUUGGCCAUCAACUCUGGACAGCACAUCACCUUCACCAACGGCUACUGCUCCGGUGGUCACGGUCUCUCCAUCGGCUCCGUCGGUGGCCGCAGCAACAACAUCGUCUCUGACGUGACCAUCUCCAACUCUCACAUCGUCAACUCCCAGAACGGUGCCCGCAUCAAGACCGUCUACGGCGCCACUGGUUCCGUCUCGGGUGUCAAGUUCGAGGACAUCACCCUCUCCAACAUCUCCAAGUACGGUAUCGUUGUCCAGCAGGAUUACAAGAACGGCUCGCCCACCGGUAACCCCACCAACGGUGUCGCCGUCAAGGACAUCACCUUCAACAAGGUCACCGGUACCGUUGAGAAGUCCGCCACCGAUAUCUACCUCCUUUGCGGUUCCGGCAGCUGCUCUGACUGGACCUGGUCCGGUGUCAGCGUCACCGGCGGUAAGAAGAGCCCCAAGUGCAAGAACGUUCCCGCCGGUGCUUCUUGCUAAGCGGGAGCAACUUCGGUCUGUUCCACGCUUUGCCUUGCCGGCUUUAAGAGUGCGAUCCAAUGGUGAUGGGGUGGCCCUUCAAUUGGGGCAAUGGGGAUGAAGUAUACUUCUCAAGCUCCUCAUGGGAGUUGGUACAGUACUUGUGCAUCUAAUCUAUAAUUCAU